CUAAAAGUUUCUCUGUUUCUUUCAGUAGGCUGGCAUAGCCAUUUUUCUUUUUCUUUAUCUAUAAAUCAGAGCCGUUUGGGCAAAACCAAGCUUAUUCUCUGAAACAAUGGCAAAUUUAAGCCAGCCAUUGAAUUUAGUAGCUUAUCUUUUCUUUUUUUGUUUCCUUCUUUCCCUUUCCUUUCCUUCUACUCCUGUCCAUGCUCUUAACAUCGGUGUCCAAACAGCAAAUUCAGCCAUCACUUUGAGUAAAGAAUGCAGUAGGAAAUGUGAGUCUGAGUUCUGUUCAGUGCCUCCAUUUCUGAGAUAUGGAAAGUACUGUGGACUGCUGUACAGUGGAUGUCCAGGGGAGAAACCUUGUGAUGGCCUUGAUGCUUGUUGUAUGAAGCAUGAUUCCUGUGUACAAGCUAAAAACAAUGACUAUCUAAGCCAAGAGUGCAGCCAAAACUUCAUAAACUGCAUGAAUGAUUUCAAAAACAAAGGAGGGCAUACUUUCAAAGGAAGCAAAUGCCAAGUUGAUGAAGUUAUUGAUGUCAUCUCUGUAGUCAUGGAGGCUGCUUUGAUUGCUGGUAGAUACCUUCAUAAACCAUGAUAUUCAAGAGAAUAUCAAAAGUUAAUUUCAACAAUUAACAGUUUAGUUUUCUCUUUGCUUUCCCCUUUCUCUUCUCUUUUCUUUUUCUUGCUCUGUAAUCAAUUUUACUGCCUGAAGAAUAUGGCUAAACCAAAGAAUUUGAUAUUGUUCCUCAUCCUAUUGAUUCAUGUUCAAAUGCAUACUUUGUGUUUGACUCAA
Ricinus communis (castor bean) is the source of this 787-nucleotide messenger RNA. Its product is annotated as phospholipase A2-alpha. Bases 107 to 589 code for a protein of 160 amino acids. Gene Ontology annotation, biological process: phospholipid metabolic process; arachidonate secretion; lipid catabolic process. The transcript has 4 exons. The record is from RefSeq and is a predicted model, not a curated record. Lineage: Eukaryota; Viridiplantae; Streptophyta; Magnoliopsida; Malpighiales; Euphorbiaceae. Gene Ontology annotation, molecular function: A2-type glycerophospholipase activity; calcium ion binding.